GUCACAGCUCUCUGCUUCAGACUGUUGAUGUUUGAAUUCAUUCAGCUGAACAGUUAUACUCAGAAAAGUGAUGCAGUUUUUCUUCGUAUCACUCCGAACAGACUGCAACACUUUCAAUAUGACACUGUGUCUUUUGACUGUGUUGAGUCUGAUGCCUCAACUAAACUGAGAGCGCUCAAGAAAACUGAAAAGAAAUGUGUUCCUGAAUGUGUCAUCAAGACAUACGCAGGGUCCUCCAGCACCAUUAAGCGAGUCUAUCAGUCGGACAGUGGAGAGUACUGGUGUGAGACUGGAGGAGGAGAGAGGAGCAGCAGAGUCAACAUCACUGUUGCUGCAGGUUCUGUGAUCCUGGAGAGUCCUGUCCUUCCUGUGAAAGAAGGAAUCAAUGUGACUCUGAGCUGCAGAAAGAAGGCGUCUUCGUCCAACCUCCCAGCUGAUUUCUACAAAGAUGGCCUCCUCAUCAGCAGCUCUACAGGAGAGUUCACCAUCUGGGCUGUUUCUAAAUCUGAUGAAGGACUCUACAAGUGCAGCAGCUCUGAUGGUGGAGAGUCAGCAGAGAGCUGGCUGGCUGUCAGAGGUGAGACACUGCACUUGGUGUUCACCAUAGUGAUGGUGGCUCUGCUGCUGCUGCUGGUGGGACUGCUUCACUGUGGGAAACUCACAGUUACACAAAAGUAACUAAGGCUCCGUUUACACGAGGACGGUCUGAACAGAAGACGCAAAAGUGGCGUCUCGUCUUCACUUUUUAUUCCUCGUUUAGACGAGCGUUUUCGGGAGGAAAUCUGCUGCAUACGGUGACGCAAAAGUGUGUGAAAUUCGAUUGUAUGCAGCCAGGCGGCAUCACUUAAAGUGAUAAGAGCAUCUUUGGGCAUGCAGAAGUUUUCACACCACACAUUUUCAUCAGCUACUCCUUCC
Molecule: messenger RNA, 915 nt
Organism: Centropristis striata (black sea bass)
Lineage: Eukaryota; Metazoa; Chordata; Actinopteri; Perciformes; Serranidae
Product: low affinity immunoglobulin gamma Fc region receptor II-b-like
Exons: 5
Coding region: 28-678 (216 amino acids)
Biological process (GO): cell surface receptor signaling pathway
Molecular function (GO): transmembrane signaling receptor activity
Source: RefSeq, a predicted model, not a curated record